AUGACUGCUAACCCUGGGCAGGCGCUGAGUGCCCUCCUGCUCACCCUCCUGCUGGGACUCACAGGUGGGCAGCCCUCCAUCUCUCUGGUGGGCCCGACUCGCAGGACAACCCCUGAGAAUCCAGUGCCUUUCAAUUGUACCGCCGGUCCCUUCAGCUCCUCAGACUUCAAUGUCACCUGGAUGAAGGACAGAGAUGAGCAUCCCGCCUCGGCUCAGCGCCUAGUGACUGACAACAAAGGCAAUUACUCCGUCACCAGUAAGGUGUGGGUGACCCUGUCCCGCCAAGAUAUCUUGUCGAAGAUGACCUGCGAAGUCAAGCACCGGGCCCUGGCCGAGCCCCUGCGGAGGAGCAUGAACCUCUCCCGGGUUCUCCAAGUUGUCCCCACCCUGAAGAUCACCACCAAGCCCUUUGUGAUGCAAAUCCGUGUGCAUCAGAGAGUGAAUCUCACAUGUCAUGUGAGCCACUUCUAUCCCUCCCGCCUGGACCUCAUCUGGAUGGAGAACAGGCAUAAGGUACAGACCGUGGAGUUCCCCCAGGUCGCCAGAAACCCAAAUGGGACUUACUCUCUGGAGCACAGCUGGCAGGUGGAGGCUACGCUGGAUGGGAGAGAGUUUGCCUGCUGGGUGGUCCAGGAUGAGCAGCCCCCAGUCCAGGCCAACAUCACCUUGCGGGCUCAGGCAUCCAGACUGCGGAACGGCAUGAGCAGCUACUCUUCUGCCCUGCAAGGCCCUCUUCAGCGCUCUGAGCCAGGCACAAACAUCCCACUGACCUUCACGUCCUCUGGAUUCUCCACAGGUCAGGUUACUGUGACCUGGCUUAAAAACUCCCACCAGCUGUUAAAGUCCCAGACCAGCGUCCACCCUUGUGGAGACACCUACAAUGUGACCAGCAGUGUGCUCAUCCUUCUGCAGGCUGACGACGUGCAGUCCCUUGUCCACUGCCAAGUCAAGCACAUGUCCAUACUGGUUUCCCAGAAAACCAUCAGACUGGAGCAGUACCUCCGUUUCCCCCCUACAGUGACUGUGUCCAAGUCUUCACAUUCUUUGGACGUGGUGGCAGUUACCUGCCACGUGCAGAGAUUCUAUCCACAGAAUGUGCAUCUCAGCUGGUUGGAGAACUGCCAUAUGUUCAAGGAAGCUGUGCAACCCUCGUCCAAGCAGAAUAGUGAUGGUACCUACACCUUGGAAAGCUUGCAUUUGGUGAAUGCCUCAGUGUGGGAGUCUGAACGUGUACUUACCUGUAAAGCGCAGCAUGAGACCCAGCCUCCCAUCCAGGCCAGCCUCAUACUGUCCACAGCAGUGCAGGACACAUACAAACUCAUUGGGAGUACAGGUCCAGAGAUGCCUGCCCUUAUCUUGAUGGCUUUCCUCCUGGGCUUCAAAGUGGUGCUGGUGAUCAGUUUCAUAGCCACCUAUUUCCACAGGUGGUGGAACCUAUAA
Molecule: messenger RNA, 1440 nt
Organism: Rangifer tarandus platyrhynchus (Svalbard reindeer)
Lineage: Eukaryota; Metazoa; Chordata; Mammalia; Artiodactyla; Cervidae
Source: the annotation of a GenBank genome assembly